AUGAAAUUUUCCAAUUAUUCCAUACCAACCGCUAAAUGGUAUUAUCCGACAUCAACAACAUACAAACCAACUCGAAGUAAUGAACAAACAGUAGCCGAUUAUUCAUAUUGUACUCACCAUCCAUCGAUAUUGUCAAUGAAAUCUCUUAAGAUAUUUAGCCGUUUUAUUAGUCAUCAUAAUCAUUUAGCCGAUGAUGAUACUUAUCAACUACACGAUAAACAAUUAAAUCGAAAUUUAGAACGACGUGGUUUCAUUCGUUUACCCGUUAGAGGUGAUGGUAAUUGUUUAUUUUAUGCUUUAGCUGAAGGUAUCCUCCAUGAAAUGCAUGUUGACAAAGAUUUUGAUUAUCGUAUUCAAACAUUAAUGAAUUUCACACAUAAGAGAACCAUAGCACAUAUCGCCAGUCUUCUACGACAAUUAUGUGUUGAUCAGUGGAAAAAAAAUCAACAAUUUUACAGCAAUUUUAUCGAUCAAAAAGUAACAUUUCUAAAAGAAGUCAAAAAAUUUUCUAAAAACGGCGUAUCUGAAUCAAUAUUAGGUGACAUCGUACCGUUGACUAUUUGUAACGCUUUAAAUAUUCAUGUGACUAUUUUCACAUCAGUAUCCGACUUGCCAUUAAUUGAAGUUAAAUCUGAUUCAAUAUUUGGUGAAGGUAUAAAAACUAUCUAUUUAGCUUAUAAUCAAAAUGGUGCAGGACAUUACGAUGCCGCUUAUCGUUAUGCUUAA
Messenger RNA from Didymodactylos carnosus, 726 nucleotides. NCBI's taxonomy places the organism in Eukaryota, Metazoa, Rotifera, Eurotatoria, Philodinida, Philodinidae. The record is from the annotation of a GenBank genome assembly.